UUUUCUCUUCCCGUUAAAUAAGAAUUGUAAAUAAAUCGUAACCGCGUAACCUUUAACUUAUAAAAUGUUCAAGAGAAAAUUAAAAGCACUGGAUUAUAUAGAUUGGGAUAAGGUAAACGCUAAUGACCCCCAACACUUUCGCAAACUGGUCGUCUGGCUCGAAGACCAAAAGAUACGUCACUACAAAAUUGAGGAUCGAAAGGAUCUCAGAGACAUGAAUUCGACUAGUUGGCCCGCAACGUUCAAGAGAUAUUGCGAGGACGUCGCUUGUCCGAUAACUACCCAGCCAGUGGAUCAGCUCGAAUGGUUGAUCGGGUUCGCGGUCAAGCUGGAGUUUGAGGAUAACUAUAAAAAGUAUCAACCGAUAACAGGCAAGAGUUUGAAAGAUAUGAACAAACCGGCAGCACCCAACAUAAAAUCGUCAAACCCGUUAGACAAUCUGGACUUUCACAGUGCAGAGUUUAAGAACGGAAUCGAAGAAUUGCGAAAGUUACUUCGAGUUCCUCGACAUUCGGAUCACCUUGUAACUCUGCAAGCGUGCAGUCAGAUAGUUUGCAAGAGACUGAACGCCGAUGUUUUAUUGAAUCCGAAAUCGAUAGUGGUAAAGGGAAAAGAGUUUCCGAUAUUGGAAGCGGAGUUGGGUUUCAAUAUGGGAGAUCCAGUUCUGAAUAAUGCGGCAAAAAUCUUGAGAUUACUGUACAUUCAGGAUCUAAGGGACCUUCAAACACGAAUAAAUGAAACAAUUGUUGGUGUUCAAAAUAUCACUGCAAAUCCGAAGACUGAUACGAAACUUGGGAAAGUUGGAAGAUAAACAGCUAGUCAUUACAACUCCCAUGGCGCAUUUACACACACAUAUGGGAUGUUAAAAAUUUUGCUGACGUUCAUUGGUCAAAUAUUGUUUGAUAACCGAUAUUGAUAUUAAUUUCUAAUGAUGAUCCAGUGCUCCGAUUUAUACAUACGAAUUGAUUCGUCAUAUGUUAUUCAUGUUUCAAUAAUGGAAUUUAACGAUAGGUGAAAACUAAUAAAUUAUUAUAACAAUCGCAUUACAUUGGUUGAAUUUUUUUUCUUCCCUCUAUAGUAUCCACUUUAAAUGAAUUCAGAUGCAAGGAAUUCUUUGAAACCCAAGUUCAAAUGGCGGGGAAUGUAAGCCGGUUUUCAUCAUAUAUUUAUAAUAAAUAUUUAUUACACGGAUAAGAGUAGAGGAAAAUUUACGAGUAAAGAACUUUUUCCUCGUUUUAUAACGUCGUUUCUUCUUUGUUGUUUUACAAUAAAGCUCAUAGUAACUAUUUAUCAUUACGAAUGUACAGAGGCAGUUUGGAACGUGAUUUUUCUUAACAUACGUGUAGAAUAUUUUUAGAU
This is a messenger RNA of Diprion similis, 1359 nucleotides long. Its product is annotated as RNA transcription, translation and transport factor protein. The transcript is spliced from 4 exons. Gene Ontology annotation, biological process: tRNA splicing, via endonucleolytic cleavage and ligation. The coding region runs from base 65 to 811 and encodes 248 amino acids. Gene Ontology annotation, cellular component: tRNA-splicing ligase complex. Lineage: Eukaryota; Metazoa; Arthropoda; Insecta; Hymenoptera; Diprionidae. The record is from RefSeq and is a predicted model, not a curated record. Gene Ontology annotation, molecular function: RNA binding.